Oncorhynchus mykiss (rainbow trout) is the source of this 2339-nucleotide messenger RNA. RefSeq names its product opioid-binding protein/cell adhesion molecule. The record is from RefSeq and is a predicted model, not a curated record. Lineage: Eukaryota; Metazoa; Chordata; Actinopteri; Salmoniformes; Salmonidae.
CCCAAGUGCUGAAGGGAUGGUGGAGAUCACUAAAACUAUAUUGUAUAGAGUCAAUCACAAGAGAUAAUCAAUCAUGUGUGUUGUUGUUUGUGCUCUCUUCUUCGGAUUUGGCACCAGUGGUGUGUUUAAGUUUUAUCACGUCAUCUCAACCGAAAUACCUGUUUUAGGUUUGCUCUGCGUGCUGUCCACGACCGCAACCGUUAAUUUUCCAUGAACGUGAAAUUGCGCAAUGUCAUCAUCAAUACAAGUAUUUGGACCAUUCGGAAAGGAAAAGUAAACAUUUCCAUGCGAACUGCGGAACAGAAUGGAACAGGCUGACAAUAUAUUUUGGAGUGCGCAGUAAGGAUAGCUACCCUCUUGCAUAGAUUAUGCUGUACCUGGAAAACAUAUUUGGAUUAACAGAUGAACAGUAGGCUAUUAACUAACCCGCGCUCGCUCCACAGGACCGCUAUACGCAUUUGCCUUUUAAAACAACGGAAGCAUUGUCUCGACAAGCAGUGGGAUUUAUAAACCGAAGAUGGGUAUUUGUGGAUACUUUACCGUGUCUUGGAAGUGCCUGGUGGUUCUGUCUUUCAGACUGCUGUUUCUUGUCCCCGCAGGUUUGCCUGUCCACAGUCAAGGGGAAUCCCAAACCGAUAGUAAAGUGAUGGACAAUAUUACCGUCAGGCAAGGCGAAAACGUCUUUCUCAGGUGCGCACAAGGGGACAUUGUCACACACACGGCCUGGCUCAACCGGUCGAGUAUACUGUACGCCGGCGAGGAUAAGUGGUCUGUGGAUCCCAGGGUGAGCCUGGUUACACUCAAUCAGGAGGAGUUCACCAUCAAGAUUGAGGAUGUGGACAUGACAGAUGAAGGCCCAUACAUCUGCGCGGUGCAGACGAGCAGCAGACCGAGGACGACGUCAGUGCACAUCCUCGUCCAAGUGCCCCCCACAAUCAUCAACUUGUCGAAGGACCUCGUGGUCAACGAAGGCUCGAACGUCACUCUGAUGUGCCAAGCCAGUGGCAAACCAGAACCCUCGCUCACCUGGAAACUUCUCUCUCCCUCAGUUGACUUGGUAUCGGAGGACGAAUACCUGGACAUCCCCAGUAUCUCCAGACAGAGAGCGGGGACAUACGAAUGCACCGCCAUCAACGACAUCGCCACAGACGUCCAGACCGUUGAGAUCACAGUCAACUAUGCCCCCAGUGUGUCAGAGGGCAGAGACGUUGGCGUGACCCUUGGCCAGAGAGGGGUGCUGGAGUGUGAAGUGGAUGCGGUGCCCAAGGCGGACUUUGAGUGGUAUCGAGACGACAGAAGGAUCUUCAACGGUUUAGAUGGCAUGGAGAUCGAGGACGCCGGGCAGCUCUCCAAGCUGACCUUCUUAAACAUCUCAGAGGCAGACUACGGCAACUACACGUGCAUCGCCAUCAACAAACUCGGCAGCUCCAACGCAAGCUUUGUCUUGUAUGAGGUUAUUGAGCCUACUAGCUCAACACUAGUGCAAGAGGGGUCAACCAAUGUGUUAUUGUUGAGUUCAUCUGUGUUAGAAAAGACACCCUCUGAAACCUUUGCAUUACCGGCAGGACCCGGAGCAGUGCAGGAUGGGAACAGCGGCUCGAUGGGGACACACGUACACACCUACACCUGUCUACUUCUGGUCAUCCUCCUUCCGUUUCUGCUCAAGUUUUGAUGCAGUGGGCUUUCUGGCAUCCGAGGGCAAGGUUGCAUGUUUUGUGUGUUUUCUUUCACCUGGAACCACAAACUUGAUGCACAGAGUGCAUGGGCUACCCUACUACAUCAUGUCGAACCGCUAAAAAGUAUUAUGUAACAUAUACUUUUUAAAAUUCAUUUUAGUUGAGUUUUAAGGACAUAACAAGUUGCUUUUUUUUGUUUAGUUUCGCCUCCCAUUAUGAUAUGAUUCUUAAAUGUUUAUUCACGUGGGUCUCAAAAAUAGGCCUGUCCGAUGUGGUUUGUCUGUUAUUUACAUUUAAUUUAUCUCAAUUUCCCCCGACUGACAGUCAUCUUAGCCCCGAGAGUCUUAGCCCUAAGAGUUAAGUGUAUGAGGUGAACUAAACAAACACCUCAAACACAGGCAAGGACCAGAAGGACUGAAAUCCCUCUAGGGCCUAAAAGCCUGUAAUCAUGUUUGUUUCUGCUGUAAUUAUUUUGGAUUCUGAUACAUUGACAAACCACAACCGGUUAAGAAGAAAUGGAAUUUUGACAAAUGUUCUUCUUCCUCUCAUCAUUGUAAAUUGUGAUAUUUUCAGUUGUUUGUGCUAUGCUAUUUUUUGUUUGUUUUUAACACAUAUUGAAAAGGGGUAAAUAAAACAUAAAAGUUGUAUACAUUUGUGCAAAGA